Messenger RNA from Hyaloscypha bicolor E, 594 nucleotides. RefSeq names its product DnaJ-domain-containing protein. The record is from RefSeq and is a predicted model, not a curated record. The annotation marks the transcript as partial. NCBI's taxonomy places the organism in Eukaryota, Fungi, Ascomycota, Leotiomycetes, Helotiales, Hyaloscyphaceae. The transcript has a single exon.
AUGGCUACGACAUUACCCCCCGAUCCAUACCAGCUACUUGGAGUCUCGACGGAUGCCAAACUAUCAGAGAUCCGGAGCGCACAUCGAAAACUCGUCCUCAAGUGCCAUCCAGACAAAGUGCAGGACGCCGCUCUGAAGGCCAUCAAGCAGGAUGAGUUCCAGAAGGUGCAGCAGGCCUAUGAGCUGCUCAGCGACGACAAUCGCCGGAUGCAAUACGAUGACCAGGUCAAGUUGUUUGAGCUGAGGAAAGAGAUGAGCAGGGGCAACCCGACGCCGAGGAGUAAUCCCUUCGAGUAUCAAGUUCGGACUGCGGAGCCUCGUCCCAGCUCGUAUGAACGAUCAGCCCCCACCUCCAAUGUCUACACCUACCCCGCCGUUGUACCGAGAUCGCACGAGCAUUUGUACGAAGAGCCUCUCCGACAUGCACCCAGGAAGUCAUCGAGCUAUGAUAAUUCAGAUCGGAAGCGACGAGAGGAGGAGCGGAGAGAUGACGACGAGAGGCUGAGACAGCGGGAGAAGGAGAGCAAGCGAUCGGCACACAGCAAGAAGGAGAAGUCGAGAGACAAGGAGAGGAGGAGGGGUGCAGAGGAGAAG